AUGGAGGAUGAUAAAAAGGGAAAGAAACCCAUGAAGCGAAUUGAGAACAAGAAAGCUCUGAGAGUUACUUACAUGAGGAGAAAGGACUGUGUUAUCAAGAAGACAAUGGAGCUCUCGAUUCUCUGCGGUAUCAAUGUCUUCACACUCUGUUUCGGCCCCAAUGGAGAGGUCGACACGUGGCCCCAAAACCCAAACGAAGUGAAGGCUCUGAUCAGGAUGUACAAAGAUUCUGCCAAGAAAAGCCCGGUUAGUAAAACUUGUGAAUCUUCUUUUUCUGAUUGUUGUUUGGGUGCUGAGAAAGUUGCCAAGAAAGUUUUGGUGGGGAAUGAGGAUGGUCAUGGUUGGCUUGAUGGGUUAUCAGCAGAGUCGGUGAUGAGUUUCUUGGGAAAGUUGGAUUCAAAAUUGGAGGUUUUGAAAGCAAGAAUUGAGUUCUUGAAGAUGGUGAAUGAGCAGAAAAACAGCGUAGUGGUAAUGGGGAAAGAAACAGAGAAUUCAACUGAAUUUUACCAACCACAACCACAACCACAACAACAAGAUACUCGACUGAAUUUUGAGAUGGAGAACCUUUCAAUGUUGCUUGACCUUUGUUACCAGUACCAAUCUGGCAUUUUCUGA
Molecule: messenger RNA, 615 nt
Organism: Camellia sinensis
Lineage: Eukaryota; Viridiplantae; Streptophyta; Magnoliopsida; Ericales; Theaceae
Source: RefSeq, a predicted model, not a curated record